UAACAGUUCCCGGAAAAAAAACACCUUAGCCUUAGCAGGAGUGUGGUCCUUCCGGAUCCCCAAAAAAGUAGUGCAUUGACGGGUUUGAUGGACUCUUGACCAGUUGCCAAAUAUGGAGCAAGCUAGUUAUCAACUGAUAUGGGCCGGCCCACCGCCUUCAAUUUUGUAUCCAUCGGAUCCGGUCCGGUCAGUUCAGGAUCUAACUCUCUCUCUAUCAGACUGACUUCCUCGUAUAUCCCGUGUCUAUCUCCCUCUAGCUCGCCGUCUGAGGCGAACACUGCUGCAAGCCAACUGGGUUUUGUCUGUUCUCUUAUUAAAAAGUUGAUCUUUCAUGGUCGUGCAAAACUGUUUCCUCUUUUGGGACUUCCAAAGAGUAACCGACCAAGAUGGAUUCCAUCAUCACCUCAGCUCUGGAAGAAAUAUGCUUCCAGGGCCAGCUAGGCAUUUCUCUUUCCUCUCUCUGCACCAAACUCGACAUCCCUCCUCCUCUCAAAGCCUCCCUUUGGAAAAAUCUCCUCUCCAUCCCCGUUCUUCGGUUCAAGCCGCGAAACGCCGAGUUUCUUAGCCCUACCGAUGCCUCCAUUCAAUGCGCUGAAGGUGCCGAGAAACUCGGUAUCAUAAUCUUAGCCCAUGAAACGCUUAGAAAUAACUUCGUUGGCCUUUAUGAUGAAAAUGUUCAAAUCUCAUCUCAACAACGUCGCACUCUGGAAAGACUCGCUAUUGCUAGAACAAAUGGAGUGACACAAAGUCAGCUUGCAAAGGAAUUUGGUAUUGAAGGGAAGAACUUCUUUUAUAUAUUAAAGAACCUUGAAUGCAGAGGGUUGAUUGUGAAACAACCGGCACUUGUUAGGAAGAAAGAACAUUGCAGUGAAGGGGACUCCAAAAACAGUUCAUCUGUGACCACCAAUUUGAUAUACUUGCAUAGAUACGCAAAGCGUUUGGGCUCUCAACAGAAGUUUGAGAUUAAUAAAGAAGAACAAACUGUUGAAUCCCUUGCAUAUGGUGAAGAAAAUGCUUCAGAUGACUAUGGAUUUGCUUCAGAAAAUGGGAAAGAAAAUGUUUCCGUGACUGAUUAUCUACCUGCAAUGAAAGUUGUUUGUGAUAAACUGGAAGAAGCCAAUGGAAAGGUUCUUGUUGUCUCAGAUAUUAAACGAGACUUAGGUUAUACAAGAUCCAAAGGCCACAAAGCCUGGAGAAAUAUCUACCGCAGGUUAAAAGAUGCUGGUCUUGUCGAGGAUUUGCAUGCUGUUGUCAAUGAGAAGGUUGAAUUUUGCCUAAGGUUGGUGAAGAGCUUUCCUGAAAAGAAUUUUGAGCCAAAACUUCUCGGGUGUGAUGAUAAUCUUGACAAAGGACAACAGCUGAAGUUUGGAAAGUCAAUUCUGAAUGUAGACCAGAUUGUAGAGCUUCCCAUUGAUAAUCAAAUUUAUGAUAUGGUCGAUGCUGAAGGAUCUGAGGGUUUACCGGUUAUGACGGUAUGUGAGAGGCUUGGAAUUGACAAGAAAAGAAGCUAUUCUCGAUUCUUUAACAUGUUCUCUAGGUUUGGGAUGCACCUGCAAGCUGAAAGCCACAAAAAGACUACAGCUUAUCGAGUUUGGACAUCUGGGAAUUCUUGUAAAUCAUCAAAUGCAUUUUUGAUUAAAGCAAAAAAUGCUGAUGAUGAAAAGCAGAUCUCUAAUCUUGAUGUUGGCCAUUCAGGAGUUCCUGAUGAACUGAACCAAAAUCUUCUAGAGUAUAAUCCAUCAGCUUCUGCAAGUGAUUCUUUUACUCCCGUGAAAGUGAAUGAUUUGGAAAAUGAUACUGAAAUUUCCUGUGGCUCCCCUGGAGAAACUAACCAUAUUGUUAUGUAUUCUGACAACACACAAGGGCUUCCAACUGAGCAAAGUAAUACUGCCUGUGAAGCAGAACUUGAUUUAGUUAGUACUGAAAGUCAAAUAUGUGCUGCUCCACCACAACCUAUAGGACUUGAUUUGUUGAGGCCUCCUGAUUCUGGCUCAUAUCAGACAUAUUCAAGUCAAGUUCUGACUGCUGAUGGUGCUCGAAGGGAGCAAAGGAUGCUUGGACGUUUACAGGAUGAGAAGUUUAUUUUAAGACCUGAAUUGUAUCGAUGGCUUGUGGAACUUGAGAAGGACAAGAGCACAAAAUUGGACAGGAAGACGGUUGAUCGAAUGUUAAAGAAGCUUCAGCAACAAGGGCACUGCAAAUGCAUGCACAUUAAUGUGCCUGUUGUAACUAAUUGUGGACGAAGCCGUAUUACUCAGGUGGUUCUGCACCCGUCUGUUGAAGCAUUACAUCCGGAGCUGCUGAGUGAAAUUCAUGACAGGUUGAGAUCAUUUGAAAUGCAAGUCCGUGGCCAUGCAACAUCGAAGUUGAAAAGCAAUGAUUCAAUUCCUGUAUUAGAUGGUGUCCAGAGAACUCUGAACCAUGUUGAUUUAGAAGCCAAGGCUGCUAAAUCAGAAGCCAUGCGUGCCAAUGGUUUUGUGCUGGCAAAAAUGGUACGCUUGAAACUGCUUCAUAGGUUUUUGUGGGGUUUCUUGAGUAGUUUUCAUGGUUGGAAUGAUGUUUUAUCACUUGAGAGAUACCUGCAUGGUCAGAAAAAUCUUCAUGGUUCAUGCAUUUUAUUUUCACUGGAAGCAGCCAUCAAGGCCAUUCCACUUGAACUUUUUGUACAAGUUGUGGGAACUACUCUAAAGUUUGAUGAUAUGAUUGAGAAGUGUAAGAAAGGCUUUUGUCUUUCUGAUCUUCCCAUUGAUGAGUAUAGGCUUCUAAUGGAUACUCAGGCAACUGGAAGACUUUCACUGCUCAUUGACAUCCUAAGGCGUUUGAAGUUGAUUCGGCUGGUACCUGAUGAAUGUUCAGAUAACAGAUUAAAGGCACCACAUGCCAUUUUGACCCAUGCUAUGGAGCUUAAACCUUACAUAGAGGAACCACUAUCACUGGUUGCCACAUCUACUUCUAGUUCUCUUGACCUUCGUCCUAGAAUCAGGCAUGAUUUCAUCUUUUCUAACGGAGAAGCUGUUGAUGACUAUUGGAAAACUUUGGAAUAUUGUUAUGCAGCUGCUGAUUCAAGAGCUGCUUUGCAUGCAUUCCCUGGGUCUGCUGUUCACGAGGUUUUCCUUAAUCGAUCAUGGGCCUCAGUUCGAGUUAUGACAUCUGAUCAGCGUUCUGAGCUCCUUAAGCGAAUCAUGAAGGAUAAUUUAAAUGAAAAACUUUCAUAUAGAGACUGUGAAAAGAUUGGAAAGGAUCUUAAUCUGACCUUAGAACAGGUACUUCGUGUAUAUUAUGAUAAGCGGCAAAAGCGUCUUAAUAGAUUUCGGGGUGUUCCAAAUGGCAAUGGAGAGCAGUAUCAAGGAGAAAGAGAUAAAGAGUCAUCUGCUCGGAAAAGAAAGAGAUCAACAGUCAAAUCAAUAGAAGGAAUAAAAGCUGAUGCAAGAGUCAUACAAUUAGAUGAAAAGGAGGGUGGUACACUAUCUGAUGGAAAUGAUGAGCCAAAAGAAGAUUAUUGUUUAGCUUCUUCAGUGGGACCUGAUGCCUUCCAAGCAUAUCAGGAAGCUGAUCUAGUUGAAGCUGUGAAUAAGCCAGGGUCACAUGAAGAAGAUGAGGAGCGUUAUUCCUUAAUUAUCCAGAAUUCCUUCUUGAAAAUGAAGCCAACACGUAGAAAAAGAAUCUUAUGGACAGAUGAGGCAGACAGGGAAUUGGUAACCCAAUAUGCAAGAUACCGUGCUGCACUUGGGGCAAAAUUUCACCGUGUAGAUUGGACUUCACUUGAUGGCCUACCUGCGCCUCCUAGAGCUUGUGCAAGAAGAAUGACAAACCUAAAACGAAGUGCAAAAUUUAGGAAAGCAUUAAUGCAACUAUGCAAUGUGCUUAGUGAACGGUAUAUGAUGCAUAUUGAAAAAAGGCAAAAUAGGUCAUCCAACAAUAGUGAUUGCAGACUUCUCCGAUUUUCAUCAAUUGAACAUGGAAUGGAACAUGGUGAAGAUGUAGGCUUCGAGAAAGAAAGAUGGGAUGAUUUUGAUGACAGAAAGAUAAAAAGUGCUUUGGUGGAUGUUCUUCAUUUUAAACAGAUUGCUAAACUGGAGGCCUCUAAAAGGAAGCAACAAGGACCUGAAAUGGUUCUGGCAACUACCCAAGAUGGAAGUAUUGGAAUUCCUGGUGCUGAGCAACAUAAGGGCUCUAACCAAAGCUCACAACACCAUCGCUUUCAUCAAAAGUUAGUUAAGCUAUGGAAUAUAGGAAAUGGUGUUGGCAGACAAGUACACGAAUCGUUGGCUGUUUCUAAUGCAGUUGAACUAUUUAAGCUUGUUUUCUUGAGCAUAUCCAUAGCGCCACCAUCUACAAAUUUGCUGACAGAAACUUUGCGCCGAUAUUCAGAACAUGAUCUUUUUGCAGCUUUUAGCUAUCUUAGAGAUAGAAAAUUUAUGAUUGGUGGUACUUGCGGUCAACCUUUUGUGCUUUCUCAACAGUUCUUGCACAGUAUUUCCAAGUCUCCAUUUCCUUGCAAUACAGGAAAGAGAGCUGCUAAUUUUUCUGCUUGGAUUCGUGAAAGAGAAAAAGAUCUAAUGGAAGGGGGAAUUAAUCUUACUGCAGAUUUGCAAUGUGGUGAUAUUUUCCACUUGUUUUCUCUUGUUUUUUCUGGUGAGCUUUCUGUUUCCCCUUGCUUACCAGAUGAAGGUGUUGGAGAAGCUGAAGACCUAAGAAGCUUAAAACGUAGAGCUGAGGAUAAUGAAUUGUGUGAUGUAGAUAAGGCUAAGAAAUUAAAAUCCAUUGCAGAAGGUGAAUUUGUUUCACGACGAGAAAAGGGCUUUCCUGGUAUCAUGGUAUCGGUGUAUAGCUCAACAUUUCCUGCAGCCAAUUCUUUAGAAUUGUUCACGGAUGAGGAAACAUUCAACCCUGAGCUUUUGAAUGAGGAAAGUUCAACUAAUUUGGACCAUAUGAAGGAAAUGAUUGAGUUUAGAAAUAGUGUCACUACGGCAUCAAAGUCGGCUGAGUCACCUUGGGAAGCUAUGGCUGGUUACACUGAGCAUCUAUUGUCAAAACCUUCUGAUGAAGGGCAAGGCAGUCACGUUGAUUCUGAGAUCAUCAAGGCUGUUUGCACUGAAAUUCAGAAGGCUGGUGACCAAGGUUUGAGCAUAGAAGAUGUUUAUAGUCUUGUCAAAAUGCCAGGAGAAAAGACACCUGAAAUCAUCAUUGAUACUCUCCAAGCAUUUGGAGUAGCUAAAAAGGUCAAUGCAUAUGACUCUGUUCGUGUUGUUGAUGCUUUAUAUCACUCGAAAUAUUUUCUUGCCUCAGUUUCAAUUUUCCAUCGAGAUCUUAAAACACCUUUGUUGCUAACAUCCCAAGCCAAGGAUGGUGGCAACUCUGUCCAGCAAGACACUAAGAGUCUUGUUGCUGCUAAGUUAUUGGGCAGCUCAAGUGUUAGUGAUGUGCACAAAGUUACUAUUCUUAAUCUUCCUGAAGAGCACGCUUUACCUUCCAAUGAAGUUCCUACUAGCAAUGCAAAUGAAAUCUGCAUGUAUGGAGAAGUUGGUUUAUCACAAGGGGAUGAUGAGGGUAUGAUUUGUGAGCCCUUUUCAGGUGAGAGAUUGGUUCCUAUAUUGCCAUGGUUAAAUGCAGAUGGGACCAUCAACAGCAUGGUCUACAAUGGACUUAUACGACGUGUUCUUGGUACUGUGAUGCAAAAUCCUGGGAUAUUGGAGGAGGACAUUGUCUGCCAACUGGAUGUACUAAAUCCCCAGAGUUGUAGAAAGCUACUGGAAUUGAUGAUAUUGGAUAGACACCUGAUAGUGAAAAAGAUGCUUCAAAGAACAGGUAGUGGUCCUCCUGCCCUUCUGGCAACCCUUGUCGGGAGUAGCUGUAGAAAAUCAAAGAUGGUGUGCCGUGAACAUUUCUUUGCAAACCCUACGAGUACAUUUUUCCUUUAGCAAUGUCAGCAUUGGUUUGUGUAAAUAAACAUCAUAGAUCCUGGGCAGCAUAGGUUAGAAGCUGCAUUUUUUUUCUUCUGCUUGCUAUCCUAUUGAAGCAGAAGUGUAUCCUACUGAUGAUUUUAGGGGGUUAAAUGACUUUUUUAUUAUUAUAAUUUUCAGUUUUUUUUUAUAA
Gossypium raimondii (Peruvian cotton) is the source of this 6096-nucleotide messenger RNA. RefSeq lists its product as hypothetical. Gene Ontology annotation, cellular component: transcription factor TFIIIC complex. Bases 387 to 5921 code for a protein of 1844 amino acids. Gene Ontology annotation, biological process: 5S class rRNA transcription by RNA polymerase III; transcription initiation at RNA polymerase III promoter. Gene Ontology annotation, molecular function: DNA binding. The record is from RefSeq and is a predicted model, not a curated record. NCBI's taxonomy places the organism in Eukaryota, Viridiplantae, Streptophyta, Magnoliopsida, Malvales, Malvaceae. The transcript is spliced from 17 exons.